GAGCGGCGUUGCCCGCACGCAGGGUCCUGUCCCAGGCCGCCUGCCUACCCCACGCCUCUCAGCCCCUGACUUUCGCUGUAGGAGGCGCUGUGUCCAGUGCAACCCCCCAAAGCAGCGUCCUGUACUAAAGGUCUCUGUGGCUGUGAUGUGUAGAAUGUAAUGGGCAGCAGGCAAGAAUGGAAACAAGGAGACAGGUGGCUGUUCCGUUGGUCCAGGUACUGAUUAAGAUGAAUGGGAUUUGGAGAAAUUCUCUCUCUUGUCUAAGGAUAAGAAAGCUGCCUCGCAGAUACCAAAGUGGUUGUCACCCAGCGGCCCCUCUGGGAUCAAGGAUUUUAACUGACCCAACUAAAGUUUUUGAGCACAACAUGUGGGAUCAUAUGCAAUGGUCAGAAGAAGAAGAAGCAGCGGCCAGAAAAAAAGUAGAGGAAAACUCGGCUGUGCGAGUCCUUCAGGAAGAGCAAGUUAAGUAUGAGAGUGAAGCUAAUAAAUAUUGGGAUACAUUUUACAAGAUUCAUAAGAAUAAGUUUUUCAAGGAUCGAAAUUGGCUGUUGAGGGAAUUUCCUGAAAUUCUUCCAGUUGCUCAACAAACUGAAGAGAAGACAAAAGAAUUGUCAUGGGACCAUGUAAAAACUGAUGCUGCAAAUUGUUUCUCGAGAAAGCACUGUCCUGUGCCUGAAGAAAGAAAUUGUAAGGAAAGUUCUACCUUGUCAGAUGGUCAAAGUGAGGCGGAAUCUGAUUUUUCCAACCUCGGCCCUGAAGCACACAGAAAAGGACCCCUGGAGACUGAGUCUUUUCCUGGUAGCAGAGCCACAUUCCGGAUCCUGGAGGUUGGCUGUGGUGCUGGAAAUAGCGUUUUUCCAAUUCUGAACACUUUGCAGAAUGCUCCAGAGUCUUUUCUUUACUGUUGUGAUUUUGCUUCUGGAGCUGUGGAGCUGGUAAAGUCACACCCAUCCUACAGAGCAGCCCAGUGUUGCGCCUUCGUGCGCGAUGUUUGUGAUGACCGCGUGCCCUACCCCUUCCCGGACGGGGCCCUGGACGUCGUCCUCCUCCUCGUCUUUGUGCUCUCUUCUGUCCACCCCGACAGGAUGCAAGGUGUUGUAAACCAAUUGUCCAAGCUGCUGAAACCUGGUGGAAUGCUGCUAUUUCGGGACUAUGGGAGAUAUGAUAAGACUCAGCUGCGUUUCAAAAAGGGGCAUUGUUUAUCUGAAAAUUUUUAUGUUCGAGGAGAUGGUACCAGAGCCUAUUUCUUUACAAAAGGGGAAGUCCACAAUAUGUUCUGCAAGGCUGGGUUAGACGAGAAGCAAAAUCUGGUUGAUCGUCGCUUACAAGUUAAUAGGAAAAAACAAGUGAAAAUGCACCGAGUGUGGGUUCAAGGCAAAUUCCAGAAACCAUUACACUUGACUCAAAAAAGCUCCCAGUUGGUAUUUUCACACCAUUCUCAUAGCUGAGCUAUGUACCAUGUUAAGGUACAAACCAGAAGACUACAUGAUUCAAAGACUUCCAUAAAUUUUUCAUUUUUGAAAAGACAAUCAGAAGAAGAAAAUGCAUAGACUCUGCUGUUUAUCGUGGGUGAACUUUUGUAUAUUCUAACCAUAUGUAAAUGAUUUGGAAGAGUACACCAUAUUCUGUGUUUUCAAAACUUAAUAUGAUCAAGCUUGUUUGGGUUUAUGAUGUCUAACCAUUUUGUUUGUUUGAAUUUUGUAAGCAUUCAAUUAAAUUACUGUUAUAAGUCAGAUGAUUCUGAGAAACCGUAACCUUUUAUUUUUUAGAAGUGGAAAAAAUCACCUACUCUACAUAUUAGUCAAACAGCAAAAUUUCGCCCCCCUCCAGUGUUAUCUGGUAGCAGAGAGACAGCUCACCUUGUUUCCAGAGAAAAUCACACACCCAAGGCAGAGGUGUGGUGUCUUUUGUUUUGUUGUCUGUUUUCCCCAAAACUUUUUUUAAAUUCAGAGACUAAUGUCUGAAAUAGAAUUUUAGUUUCUCUUUCCUUUUCUAAUAUUGGGGAAGUAUGACCCAUGCUAAUCAACAUUAUUUUCAGAUUAUUAGGUGUACAGGUUGUUGUAAAUUCUACAUAAGACAACUGUUAUACCCAAGAAAAAUUUUAAAUUGUAGCAAUUAAAAAUUUACUUACCACCCUGCCUCAAAAAGGAUAUAAAUUGGCUUACACGUUGCACAUUAUUAGAAUGGAGUUUCUAAAAUUGGUUUUCCAUUUGUUACUAAGUACUUACAUUGUGCUGAGUCUUGUGGAAUAAUACAAUGAACACAGACAGACCCAGCCCUGUCUUCAGAGGGUAUAAUAUAAAUAGUAUCUAGCUGGCAAAAUAAAAUGUGCACAUCCCAAGCCUCUAAAUCAGGAUUUAAGAUAAUAUAUGAACAAGUGCUCAAAUGGGGAGCUUAACAACUAGUGGACAUUGAUUAUGAGUGACAGAAAUCUGGAAGAAAUGGACACUCUUAAAUAAUUCAGUUCCCACUGUUGUUCCUUUUUUGAAUUUACUUAACAUUCAACUUCCUGGAAGAAUGUGAUUGGUCCAGUUUAGGUCAUGGAUUAUCUUUUAAUAGGCUGGGGCAGAGCAGCUUAAUUGUUGGUACCACCACAAUGUAUAGAAUGGAGGAAAGUUCCUCAAAGGAAAAUUAAGACACUGUUAUUUAAAAAGGGAGGCAUGCUGCCCAGCCACAAACAACACAUCACACAGCAGUGGUCCUAGCAGUAACAGUGGUUCUGAGAAAUAACAGUGGUUCAGAAAGGUCUCUGUGGGAAGGAAGGGGGAAGAACCAGGGCCCUGGGAGGGGCAGGUCCCAGGCUAGUCCUUGGAUGUGCUCUCUCAGAUGGUGAGAAAAGGCUUAUAUCUGGUGUGGGACAUUCAUGAUGAAGAAUGGCGGGGAAAAGAUGGGGAGGGACUCGGCCCAUUAUAGAAAGACUGGAAUUCUAGUCUCCAGACUGGAGCCAUCUGAGGUUUGUUGGUUUCUCUUUUAUCCGAGUCACAACAUGUCAUCAGAGUAUCUAGAGCAGUCGAGUAAGGGGUCAUCUGUGGAAUGAAAAGCAAGGAGGCAGGGCAAGGAAGACUAUGUAAAGGUUUUUGUGCCCAGUUGCUUGGUAGCAAGUCUUCACAAGUACAAUAUCAAGGUAUGUUUAAACAUGCAUCAGUCAGUAAAUGUAAAACUUAAAAUUUGCCUGAGACUCUUAAUUCAGUUGUACUUCAUAACUAAAAUGCACAUUUAAAAGCCAAACUAGUGAUGAAAGUAUUACAUAGCACAAGGGCAGUUAGAUAAGUUAAUGUUGCUAUGGGAACCUCAGGAGAUCUUGUGUCUCAAUUUAAAAAUCAUGGCCCAAGGUGGUUUGGAAAACAACAGAAGGUAAAAUUAUUCUCACAUUCUCACACAUGUAAAUUGUACUGUCUCUCUUAGUCCUAAAUAGCAGAUUCAAGCCAGCCUCUUGACUGGCACAGUGAAAUUCAUCUUCGCCUCUUUCUAUAGUGUAUUACAGCAUGUAGUUAACCUUUAGAAACUUCAAAAAUACAUCCACCAAAUUUGGACUGUGAGACACAAACUGUCCUCCUUUGGGCUCUGUCUAGUAUAGACCUAUUCCCCGUAGCUGCUCAGUGGGGCCAUUUCUACCCGUGUCUGAAGCUUGGUGGUCAGCCCUUCUCUCCAUUAGUCUACCUGAGUCAAACCCCACCUCCCCCACCCCACCGACUUCGAGUUUCCUGCUAGACAAAGUGUAGAUUUUUGGCAGAGGGG
Messenger RNA from Phyllostomus discolor (pale spear-nosed bat), 3738 nucleotides. It is a transcript of the gene METTL8, whose product is annotated as methyltransferase like 8. Bases 177 to 1448 code for a protein of 423 amino acids. The record is from RefSeq and is a predicted model, not a curated record. The transcript is spliced from 11 exons. Gene Ontology annotation, molecular function: tRNA (cytidine-N3)-methyltransferase activity. Lineage: Eukaryota; Metazoa; Chordata; Mammalia; Chiroptera; Phyllostomidae.